AACGGACCAAUGAGCUUCAGUCCUUGAACCCACAGCUUUCAGAGCAACAUGGCGGAGUUUGCAGGUUCUGGGGCCGAAGCCAAAUCAGGUUCAAACAGUGAAGUUAUCCGUGGGCAGGUUUUUGAUGUUGGCCCGCGAUACAGCGGACUUUCUUACAUUGGGGAGGGGGCCUACGGUAUGGUAUGUUCGGCUCGGGAUAAACAGACAGGCCAGGCUGUGGCCAUCAAGAAGAUCAGCCCCUUUGAACAUCAAACGUACUGCCAGCGAACUCUGAGAGAAAUCAAGAUCCUCACACGGUUCAAACAUGAAAACAUCAUUAACAUUCAGGACAUCAUCCAUGCGGACAGUAUUGAGGAACUGAAAGAUGUCUACAUCGUGCAGAGUCUCAUGGAGACGGACCUGUACAAACUCCUCAAGACACAGAGGCUGAGCAACGACCACAUAUGUUACUUCCUCUACCAGAUCCUGAGAGGCUUAAAGUACAUUCACUCGGCCAACGUGCUCCACCGGGACCUCAAACCCAGCAACCUGCUACUGAACACCACAUGCGAUCUUAAGAUCUGUGAUUUUGGCUUAGCCCGAAUUGCCGAUCCAGUCCACGACCACACAGGGUUCCUAACAGAGUACGUGGCGACACGCUGGUAUCGCGCUCCAGAGAUUAUGCUUAACUCCAAAGGGUACAACAAGAGCAUCGACAUGUGGUCCGUGGGUUGCAUUCUAGCCGAGAUGUUCAACAGUAAACCCAUCUUCCCUGGAAAACAUUAUCUAGAUCAGUUGAAUCACAUUUUGAAUGUCCUGGGCUCACCGUCCUCUGAAGAUCUGGACUGCAUCCUGAACGGGAAGGCACGCAGCUACCUGCAGUCCCUUCCCUUCAAGGCCACCGUGCCCUGGUCACGGAUGUACCCACAAGCCGAUGCCAAGGCUCUGGAUCUGCUCGACAAGAUGUUGACAUUCAACCCAGACAAGAGAAUAACGGUGGAGGACGCAUUGAAGCAUCCCUACUUAGAACAGUAUCAUGAUCCCUCCGAUGAGCCUAUAGCAGAGGAACCCUUCAAUUUUGAGACAGAGCUGGACGAUCUUCCCAAGGAGCAGCUGAAGGAGCUCAUCUUUGAAGAAGCCAAGAAGUUUGCAAUGAUGUCCAGAGUGGACAGCCAGGGUAGCGAAAUGAGUUAGGGUGUCCGACUACGGCGCAGGAAGAGCAAGGAGUAAAUGUUAAAGUAAUGGGAAGGUAUAUACAAGGGCUUAAAUGGCGAUGCGCCAGCUGGAUUGAUUGGAUGUUCACAGACAACCCUGCAGUUGUCGAGGGGGGGGGACAGAAUGCGAUGGUUAGUAUUCCCCCCGAAGCUCUUCUUGUCUUGGACUGGUCCAGACCAGUGUCACGUCGUUCGUCUUGCCAGUGCCAGCUUCGUCAGAUGCUCGUUGAAUUCUUCUUGGAACUCAUCCAUUCAUAUAUAUGCGCGUAUACUUUGUCUUUUUAUUGUCCCAUCCUUGGAAUAUUAAUGUGCACAGGUGUCGUAUCUGGCUUUGGCUGUCAGCAGGUCCAUUCUGAAAAGGAUUCAAGCGUAAUUGGUAAACUUGUAAAUAUUUUUGAACUUAAAUAAUGUGCACCGAUAGAUGUGGGAACAUAGUUUUUUUAAUUAGGGAAGGUUUUCGUGUCAGUAAGUUCUCACACUCUUAGAGAAACGAAUUCAAAAAUGAAGUUGCUUGAGUUUUUUUUUAAUUUGUUCACAGAAUUAAGAAAAAAAAGGUUGUGAAGAGUGCUCAUCCUGAAUGUAGUAAACCAAGUAAUGUGAUGGUAUCACUGCUAUUCUUAGAUUCACUCUCCAGAAAUCCUGACCCAAAUCGGUCAACUUUCUAUAUAAUCUGUGAAAUAUUUUUUUUUUUGGCUGCUUUUCAAUUACAUGGCAUGUUAUAUUCACAUUGACAGAAAUAUGCAUCCGUAGGGGAUCCCUUGGCAAAAACCGGUCAGCUGGAGAAUUGUACACACCUACCUGGUUCAGCCUAGUUCUGCCACUGUCCCUUCUGAUUGUAUGCAUAAAAACUGUCGAACUGGGCCUCUACAAAAUUGAAAGGCGCUGGGGAUGGAUUUCAGCACAAAACCUACCCCUGCAUCUGCUAGGGAGCCCAAACCCCAAACUUGAGUUUUUCCGGUGUGGCCUCUUCACACUGUCUGCACAAAGUGUGCGCAUGGUAAAACUGGCAGGCAAUGGCACAUUCAACCUGUGGGGAGCCCCAUGUACAAACUGGCUGGCGCCGGUUUUGGCCGGUUGGCCGGUUGGCGCCGGUUUUUGCCGGUUGGCUCUGGCUUAUUUCAUUGCCCGCUUUGACUGUGAACAAAUUAGACAGCAUCGGUGCUCAGGCUGCCCAGAACCGGCUUUUUCCAGUUUGGACCAGUAUUUGUUAACCAGUAGAAGCCACACUAUGCUGUAUUACCUGCUGUGGUGAAAUCCACAAAUCCAUACACAAGUUGGAGUGCUAGGAACCUUUCAGGCUGUCAGGUGAUCUGACUUGUAAUUUGACUUUUUUUUACAUUUGUAUGUUUUUGAUUAUUUGUUGGUGGAAGGGGAUGGUUUAUUUACUUUAAUGGAAUUGCUGCUAUUUGCAUAGGAAUAACUUAAGAGAUUUUUGCGGUACAAGCAGCUGUCUAAGUACUCUUCAUGCUCCAGUUGCAGGAUUCGAUUUUGAUCCUUUUGGUGUUGAAAAACAAAAGUAUCACUGAGAUUAACUUCCAUGAUCUGGCCAGACCUCCAGAAGUUGUUGGAUUUGUUUUGUAACGAGAGAAAAAAAAAAACAAACGAAGCAUCGUGUCAAGUUCGCCCAUUAUGAACCGAUGCUGACGGUUUGCGCAUUCGGCUGUGGUAGCAGGUGGAACUGGAGUUGGGCACUUCUUGAGUACUUCUGCCAUAACAGAUGAAUGGCAUAGAUCCUGGCUUGAUAGAAAGCCCCAGCUGCUGCUGUUCUCUCUACUUCUCUCUCUCUCUAUGCUGUAGAACUUCGGGUAAAUUUUUUUGCCUCAAUGCCUAUUUUUCUACUGUUCAAAGCAUGAUUGACCAAAUUAAAUUAAAAAAUCAGCCUGUAUAUAGACAAAAAAGAGAGAAGUAUAUAGAGGGGGAAAACCAAUCGUGAUAGUGUUUAUACUAUAUAUUUACAUUAUACAUGUAAAUGUGACUUACUGGUAUUUUGUGUUUCAUAGUGUUUAAGUACUAAUUCUUAUCGGAUCAUGAGUGCAAAUUACCUAGAAAAAUAAAGAGAGAGCUUAUGGAUUGUGGAAGAGAUGAAUGUGGUCCUUUAUGAACAGAGAGAUUGCACUGGAACAGAACAGUGAGCAUGAGUAGAUUUAAGGACGUCAGAAAGACGAAGAAAUUGGGAGUUUGACAUUAUUCAACUGUGUCCGAUCAGUGUAUGACUUAAUUAAUUGGAGGUUGUUGGUGAUUUCCACGCAUAUAUCUGGAUUGAUGUAAAGUGGAAUGGAACUGUUGGUGUAUUGUUGAGCCACUUUUUGUAACUUGUCUUCUUUAGUGGUCAUGCCAGUCAGGAGGGUGUAUGCCAGUACGCACAGGGCCCUAUUUCACGAAGCUACUAUGCACUUGUGAUGUGCUAAGCAGAGAAGAUAUCUGCUCAGCAAAGCCGAGGUACCAGCCUGAGUUUUCCCCUGUUGGGUGUAGCCUGUGACCGAGUCCGGUCUUGUGUUUCCAUUUUCGCUGAGUGUGUAAAUUUCCCAACUAAUACUGUCUGCUCUGUGGGUGCAUGAAAAUCUGGCCUGGGAUGGUCUGUCUCUUCUUUCUUGACUUACUGGGCUCAUCCUCCUUGAGAUGAAUGGCACUUUUCUUGCCGUUACCUGGCACCAGUCCAUUUGUAUUGGCUUGAUGUGCGAUUCAGUAAUGCUGUAAACAUUCAAUAAGUGUUCCUUUUUUUAAAAGUCUUGUUCCAGCCCCGUUUCCAGCAGGUAAGGCAGUCUGACAGCCUAUUAGUCAGAAUGUCGGUCCUGGUUGUAGGGCACUUGGCACCUUGGAUGAAAUGUUUCACCUGGCAUGCUUUAAGACGAUCCAUGGCAUGGCACAUUGCACUUUAUAUUAAGACAGGGGUCCAGGUGCUAGACCGACCUCAAGUUUUUGAGCUUGGAAAGUUCAGCCCUAAGCCCUUUUGAAACCGUUUUUAGAUGCAUUGUCAAGGAAUUUCAACACCGUUUUGUUUUGUAAAAUACACACCAGAUAAGAAAAUGUAACUAAGUCCUUGCUAAGGAAUUUCACUUUUUAAAUGUGGCAACGUGCCAAAGAAGGGCCAAGUACUGUGAAAUACUUCAAGAACAAUAUCGUCUGCUGUGAAAAAUAUCUUAACGUAAAACGGCCGAGGGACAACAAUUUUUACGUACAAUAUUUUUGUUUUGGUCAUCGUUCCAAUGCUUUGUCGGAAGAUAGUUGGUGUACACCAACCUAAUGAGCCAAUUUGAAUUCUAGCAUGUCUUUAGAUCCAGGGAUGCUCCUGCUCUGUGCGUGGCCCGUUUGUUGGCUGUGGGGCUCCUUCUUUUAGUCAUUGUGGUUACUGUAGAGAAGCAACUAUUGGAGCUUCUUAAACAUUUGCAUUAUGGAUAGAAUUGUUAUGACUUAAGAGCUCAAACUGAACAAACAAAUUUUAAGUAGAACGUGUUUCCUACUCAUGAUUAGUAAUCUGCCCCUUCCCCCCAUGAAAUGAAUUUAAUUUGAUGACCAUGCUUACACUAUGCAUCCCAAAAUACCCCUCCUUCCCCCAAAAUGGGUAACCCUGUGUGCCCCUGACAGACCCUAGUCACGCCAUCCAUUCAUGAGGGGAAGAAAACCCAUCCAGUACCCGCUCAAAUCAGAGGGUACUUUUGGUGUUAUGCACAGAGCAGGGUACAACCUGUAUUGUGUUACAUGUGAGUUAGCCCCAGUUUUCCAUGUGAUGUGCGUUUCCCAUUGAAACACUACCCCUGGCUGUGAAAAGCGUCUUCAAAAGAAAUCAUUGCUAAAAUUAAUUGCUUCUUUUGUCCGGUCAACUUGUGCGGUAAAAAGUGAUCACGUAAUAUUUUGUUCUGUUUUGCAUAAGUCUUCUUUGAUUUCCAGUGUGAAUACUAUUUCUGCUUUACCAAGCUAAGAGACUUACAAUUGAGACAAUUUUUUUUUGGAGCAGAAAACUUUUAGAAUAAUUAGGCACAAGUUUAUUUUCAGUGUACACUGUCGGGCCACAUUUUAUCAAUUUAUGACUUACUGUGUGGCUGUAUAAAGAAAGUGUAGAACUUUGCUUCAUGUAAUGUUUAUGGGAUUUCCCUAAAAGAAAAAAAAAACUAACACAGUAUGAAUAAAUUGAAAUAUUUUGAUGCAAAGAAUCAUGUUUAAACAUCUUUUAUGGGAAUUAAUUAAAACUAGUUUUUUUUACCCAAAUCUACAGUACCUAUGUUGGUAGAAUCGUGUGAUACAGAUUACUUCUAAGGUCUAUAUAUUCAAACAAAAAAGCGAAAUAUUUUUAAUGUAGAGCAGAACAAAAAGAAGAGAUUAUUUUCUACAGAGUAAGCCUAAGACUGGCCAUUGUAUCUUGUGUUAUUGUACAUUGUACACAUGUACAUUGUAGACUGCUAUGUUAGUGAGUUAGUAUAUCCAACAACUUUUGAACUGUCUCCCUAUGUGCUUAAUAAUAAAGAAGCUUUGGUUGUAUUUAAACAAA
Molecule: messenger RNA, 5679 nt
Organism: Acanthaster planci (crown-of-thorns starfish)
Lineage: Eukaryota; Metazoa; Echinodermata; Asteroidea; Valvatida; Acanthasteridae
Product: mitogen-activated protein kinase 1-like
Biological process (GO): protein phosphorylation
Molecular function (GO): ATP binding; MAP kinase activity
Source: RefSeq, a predicted model, not a curated record